CAACCCUUACAUGUGUCUCUGCCUUGGAAAUUUUGAUUAAAAGUGAAGAGAUAAAUAAUCGCAAUUAGUAUUGAACGUGUGGACCGUGAAUUAUCCAAUUAAAGGCCAUAAACUAAUUUACGUGACAAAAACAUUACUCCCGAAGAAGCCCAAAUUGACGACAGGCGUUAGUGGCGAUUGGCGAUGGCAGCUCCUGCGGUGGAGGCAACCGUCGCAAGUGCUCUCCGCUCUGUGAUUCUUAGAGCUCGUAAGGCGGCGGAGCAAGUAGGAAGAGAUCCCGAGCGGGUCAGGGUCCUUCCAGUCUCCAAGACUAAACCCGUCUCACUUAUCCGCCAAAUCUACGACGCAGGUCACCGUUGCUUCGGCGAGAAUUACGUUCAAGAAAUCAUCGAUAAAGCUCCACAGCUUCCGGAAGAUAUAGAGUGGCAUUUCGUGGGGCAUUUACAGAGCAACAAAGCCAAAACGCUAUUGACUGGAGUCCCAAAUUUGGCAAUGGUUCAUGGUGUGGAUGGAGAAAAGGUAGCAAAUCAUCUAGAUCGAGCUGUUUCAAAUCUUGGGAGACAUCCACUAAAGGUUUUGGUCCAAGUGAACACAAGCGGAGAAGUUUCUAAAUCUGGAAUCGAACCUUCUAGCGUUGUAGAGCUAGCAAGACAUGUGAAACAUCACUGUCCAAAUCUGGUAUUCUCCGGAUUAAUGACUAUUGGGAUGCCUGAUUAUACGUCUACCCCAGAGAACUUCAGGACACUUUCAAACUGUAGAGCUGAUGUAUGCAAGGCACUUGGAAUGGCUGAGGAUCAAUUUGAACUGUCCAUGGGCAUGUCUGGUGACUUCGAGCUAGCGAUUGAGAUGGGAAGCACCAAUGUGAGGGUUGGUUCCACCAUUUUCGGACCAAGAGAGUACCCCAAGAAAACAACUUAGCUACUAUGCUCAAACACUUGUUGUAAAAUUCAUGUAUAAUGUUAUUUUGUCGAUUAUUUUAAACAAUUUUAUUCUUCAUUGAUAAACUUAGGUGUAUUCACAAAGUUACUUUAUAGAAAAUUAGAAAUCAAUACAUUGUUAAGGGCUUUGUAACUGAGUUGAAUAUUUGUAACAGCAGAUAUCGCAUUUUGAUACUUGUCCUCUCGAAAUUGAUGUUUACUGACGCACGAUUAUUGGG
This is a messenger RNA of Arabidopsis thaliana (thale cress), 1156 nucleotides long. RefSeq names its product Putative pyridoxal phosphate-dependent enzyme, YBL036C type. The coding region runs from base 184 to 918 and encodes 244 amino acids. The transcript has 7 exons. Gene Ontology annotation, molecular function: pyridoxal phosphate binding. Lineage: Eukaryota; Viridiplantae; Streptophyta; Magnoliopsida; Brassicales; Brassicaceae. The record is from RefSeq and is marked reviewed.